Messenger RNA from Geodia barretti, 1899 nucleotides. Lineage: Eukaryota; Metazoa; Porifera; Demospongiae; Tetractinellida; Geodiidae. The record is from the annotation of a GenBank genome assembly.
AUGACUGUUGUCGACGACAUAAAAGGCCGCCUGGACAUCGUGGAUGUGGUAUCCGGGUAUGUGUCUUUGCAGCACUCGGGAAAGGCCUUCAAGGCUUGCUGCCCUUUCCACCAGGAAAGAACGCCCUCCUUCUACGUUUACCAGGACCGCCAGUCGUGGCACUGCUUCGGCGCCUGCGCCACGGGUGGAGAUAUCUUCGGAUUUGUAAUGAAGGCGGAGAGCCUGGAUUUCAGGGAUGUACUCCAGAAGUUGGCCCAACAGGCCGGGGUAACGCUGCCCAGCCCCGAACGUCGCUCCGAGCAGGAAGACUCCUUCCGGCUCAACGAGGUUGCCCGGGAAUACUUUCAGCAAUACCUGGCUUCUUCCAUGGGCGCCGAUACGCGGUCUUACCUUGAGCAGCGGGGGAUAAGUAAGGAAAGUAUCAGCAAGUUUGAGCUGGGCCUGAGCCCGCGCGAUGGGCAGGGCCUCUUUAAUCACCUGGUGAAAUAUGGCUUUACUCCGGACCAGAUGGUGCGGGCCGGCGCAGUACACCAGGGCCAGGGUCAGAGUGGAGGCCACCGCGAUGCCUUUCCGGGGCGGCUUAUAAUACCCAUUCGCAACGGGCAGGGCGAAUUGGGCGGCUUCGGCAGCCGGGCUCUGGACGAUUCCAUGCCCAAGUAUUUGAACACCGGCCGCACCCCUGUUUUCGACAAGGGACGAACGCUUUACGGCCUCUAUCUGUCUCGAGAGUCGGCCCGGCGCCAGGGCAUCGUAAUAGUUGAAGGUUACAUGGAUGCCAUUAUGGCCCAUCAGCACGGGUUCGAUAACGUGGUAGCCUCUAUGGGCACCGCCCUGACCGAGCAUCAGGUGACCGAGGUGCGUCGUCUCACGGCGGAUGUGACGAUGGCCCUCGAUGCCGACGCUGCCGGUCAACAGGCGACCCUGCGCAGCCUGGAAUCUUCCUGGCAGGUCUUCCAGAAUCGGGAACUUGCUCAGGCAGGGAGAACUUCGAUUUUCCAGCGCCAGGAGACCCUGAACUUGAAGGUGGCGGUCCUUACCGAUGGCAAGGACCCCGACGAGGUUAUCCGCCAGUCCCCGGACAAGUGGGAGGAACUGCUACGAAACGCAGUUCCGCUUUUCGACUACCUGCUGCCCGCGGUGACGGGCCAGAUCGACGCCUCGACGCCUGAGGGAAAGGCGCGGGUCGUGGAAGUGAUCAGCCCCUUCAUAUUCGCCGUUGACGAACCGAUCCGGCAGGACAGCUAUGUGCGCAGAUUGGCCGGUCACCUGGGGCUGAGGGAGGAAACCCUUCAGGCUACACUGGAUCGCCCCAGCAUGAGGGCAAGGCCGGCACGUCCCGCCCCCGGCCCAAGGACGGAGGCGAGGCCAGCGUCCAGAAACGGAGUGGAUGUAUCCGCGUUUACGGCGGCAGACCGCGAUCCAAUGGAAGAAUAUUGCCUCGCUCUGCUGCUCCAGUUCCCUGAGUUGCAGUCGGAAUUGACCGAGCCCGGAGACCUGCGCCCCGAGCACUUCAGGCGUCCGGGAAAUCGUGAGAUCUAUCUGCAAUUGGCCCGGGCAUGGUCCGAGGCGCCCGAAAUGUUGGUCCCCGACGACAGCCUGGCGGAACAGGUAAAGCGAAACGUCAUUCCCGAAUUGCGCCAGCAGGUGGACAGCCUUGCCGCCAGGGGAAUACCAUCUACUGACUCUUGGCUCAGGCCAGCGGAACUACAAAGAAUUAUUAGUCGUCUUGAAGAACGGUACCUUAGAGAUUUGAAAAUGGCCGAACAAGCCCGUUUUACCGAAAAUCCGUCGGAACUACUGGAGGACUUGGGCCAGGAAACCCUUAUAUUGAACAGGAGGAUAAAAGCCAACCAGGAAAUCAGAAAUCAGCAUUCUCAAAAUGCAUUUCGUGGAAGGUGA